This is a messenger RNA of Melampsora larici-populina 98AG31, 2200 nucleotides long. RefSeq lists its product as uncharacterized. Gene Ontology annotation, molecular function: protein binding. The transcript is spliced from 10 exons. Lineage: Eukaryota; Fungi; Basidiomycota; Pucciniomycetes; Pucciniales; Melampsoraceae. The annotation marks the transcript as partial. Gene Ontology annotation, biological process: regulation of actin filament polymerization. The record is from RefSeq and is a predicted model, not a curated record.
CAUGGACGUGGCACCACCAUCAUUUGGACGCCAACUCAAUGACCAACUUCCUCGAAUACAAAACGCUGUCCAAGAUCAAAUUGCGUUUCUCGGUGAUGUUAGAGACUAUUUAAAGGAACGAGUGGCCUUGGAAAAGCAGUAUGGUUCAUCUCUACAAGCCAUCGUUAAAAAAGCUACGGAAAGGAGGAUCAAAAGGGAGCAGAUUAUGUCCGUUGGUGCAGAGCCAAGUAAAGCUUGGAGUGGCUCUAGCAGCACUCUUGAUGCAGCGUGGUCGCGCAUUCUUUCUGAAGCAGAUGAAGAAGCUACGGAUCAUACCAAUCUCGCAGAAUCGAUCCAAAAUCAAGUUUGUGAGGUCUUAAAGGCAGCUGAACGCAAGAAAGAAGCUACGCGCAAAAAGCACGUUGAAUUUUCUACAAAACUAUUAUCGGAAAGAGACAAAGUGUAUCAUGACAAGAUGAAAGCUAAGCAACGCUAUGAUGAUGCGUGUAGCGCGGUUGAAUCUACUCGUGUCAAGCAAGGUCAAGCCAAAGAUGAACGGCAUUUGGAGAAGGCAGCUAAGAGCAUGGACAAUCACACGAACGAGAUGCUCAGUAGCAAGAACGCUUACAUCAUUUCCCUACAAGUCGCCAAUGAAGCCAAACAUAGGUUCUAUCAAGUCGAUCUCCCAAGCUUAGGCGAUGACUUCCAGGCUAGUUUUCAAAUCAAAUUAGUUUCUCUUUGGUCGUUGACUACCUUCAAGUUGGUGUCCAUCUUCAAUAAGAUUGCAGCAUUAAACCAAACAUACCUGGAUGCUCAGCAAUCGCACAAUACACAGACGUUGGCCGCAUCCGCUACCAUCGAUACUGUGACAGAUCAAAGAUUGUUCGUUGAAUUCAACUUUCGGCCUUUUGUCGAACCGCAAGACUUCGUUUUCGAACCAUGCCCUAUAUGGCAUGAUACAUCUGAUUUCGCUCUAUCAUCACCUGAACCAAAGACCUUACUUCAGAAUAGGCUGGUUGAGGCGCGAGCCAAAGUUGAAGAAUUGGAGCCAUCGAUCGAAGCUAAGCGGAAUGAAAUCUUGGGGCUCGAGAAGUUACGAGAGGCGUAUGCACACAAUGAGACGUUGGGUGACCCCGAUGAAAUUGUCGAUAACCUUCUGGAAAGCGUUCGGCAAACUAUCACGAUGGAGACUCAGUUUACCGCAUUACAAAAAGAGAUUGAGGUCCUCGAAGACGCCUUGGGAGACGACCAAGGAUGUCAACAACCUCACAGAUUCAAAACUGCUAGCUUUGUCACACCUACACCAUGUCAUCUGUGUAAAUCAAGUAUAUGGGGACUGGCUAAACAAGGUGUGACUUGCAAAGCUUGUUCGAUUCAUGCUCACGUCAAGUGCGGUCCUAAAGUACCAGCUGACUGUCCUGGCACCGCGCCACAACGAAAUGGUCGAAGUCGACUUUCCAUGGGGACGGGAGCUGGCUCAACAUUCACUUCAGGUGCAGCUGCUGUCCCAACCUCGCCGAACCCAGGAGAACAGCAAUUGGGUCGAGCGUCAACCGUGGUCCGCAAAACCUCUAAUGCAGAUGCUGGUUUGGGUCGAUCGGCUACUACUUCUGCCCCGAGAAAGUCCUCGGUGCCUCGGCGUAACAUCCCACCUCGCGAAUCGGUGACCAAAGCUAAAAUGCUAUAUGGUCAUGAAGCUUCCACCCCAUUCGAGGUUAGCGCUGCUGAAUCGACUCUUGUGACGGUAAUCACUCCAGAUGAUGGGUCAGGAUGGAUAAAAGUUGAAACUGAAGACGGUCGUCAAGGCUUAGUUCCUGCGACUUACGUGGAAAUUAUUCCUACCGAAUCCCGCUCAGCUGGAGCACCACAAAUUCCACCACGAAUGAAACGAGGCCUGACAGCUAAAGUUCUAUAUGAUUGGGCUGCUCAAGCGCCCGAUGAGCAUAGCAUUUCAGUUGGUGAGACAGUCACCUUGACCGAGAAUGGCGAAAACUAUGGCGAAGGUUGGUAUGAGAUCAACAAAGCUGGAAAGAAGGGGAUUAUACCGAGCAAUUAUGUCGAAAUACUCUGAAUCUUCUUUUUGGUCUGUCAAUACUUGAGACCCCACAGUUGGGCAUCAGCGUAUCUGUAUGCAGAAGCAGAUGUGCUAUGUAUAUAAUUCUUGAUCGUAGCUUGUUGUAAUUUCAGCGCAUGUCUAAUCAUUUGAAGAUGUAAGUGUAUG